AUGUCUACGGCCUACCGUGACCCCCAGGGCCUCCGUGGCCACUUCCUCUACCUAUGCCUAGGCUUACUUCUCCUUCUGCUUCCCGGACAAGCCUAUGAGAAACUUUCCGAUGACACAUUGAAAGCACUUUCACGCCCAAAUCAAGAUUUUGACAUUCACAGUGGUGCUCUGUUGUCGCCGAUUCUGCAACCUCGCGUCCCCGGCACCCCUGGUCACACAGCGGUCCUAGAACACUUCACAACCUUCUUCCGGACAACACUGCCGGAGUGGAAGAUAGAAUUCCAAAAUUCCACUUCGAAGACUCCAGUAUCUGGUGGAAAGGAUGUCCCAUUCAUCAAUCUUAUCGCGUACCGAGAUCCGCCAGGGGCCUCGAUGGGAGAUGUUGGCCGGUUGACAUUGGUUGCACAUUAUGACAGCAAGCUGGAGCCUGAGGGGUUCAUCGGAGCUAUCGACAGUGCCGCACCCUGUGCAAUGAUUAUGCAUGCUAUGCGCAUCGUUGACUCUGCUUUGGACAAGAAAUGGGCUUUGAUGAAGGAACAAGAAGUGGACUUUCUGGAGGAACAACAUGGAAUACAGGUCAUUUUCCUGGACGGCGAAGAAGCAUUCAAGGAGUGGACCGACACAGACUCGCUAUAUGGCGCUCGUUCCCUCGCUGAGCAUUGGGAGACUCAGAUGCACCCGGCUAUGUCGACGUUCAAGACCCCACUAUCAUCUAUAUCCCUCUUCGUGCUCCUGGACCUUCUUGGUGCCAGAAGCCCCAAUAUCCUGUCCUACUACCCGACUACGCACUGGGCCUAUCAAAGUCUAGGGUCCCUCGAACAGCGACUUCGUUCUCUUGGUCAAUUGAAGUCCUCGUCGACUGAGCCAUGGUUCGUUGAUACGUCCAAGGACUCACAUCAGGUAAUGACCUUUGGUGGAAUUUCGGAUGACCAUCUGCCUUUUCUCGCAAGAGGGGUAGAAAUCCUCCAUCUCAUCGACUUUGCACCGUUCAAGGGCUUCCCAUCGGUGUGGCAUACGCCCGACGACGAUGGCGAGCACCUGGAUAUGGAUACCGUGGAGGACUGGAGCGUUCUAAUGACAGCAUUUGCCGCUGAGUGGAUGGAGCUGGAAGGCUUUCUUGACCACAUGGGCAAUGUACGCCGGGAAGAGGAGCUCGAGUCGGAGGCUAUCCGACUGAACAAGAAGACUGAAUUGUAA
Molecule: messenger RNA, 1197 nt
Organism: Penicillium canariense
Lineage: Eukaryota; Fungi; Ascomycota; Eurotiomycetes; Eurotiales; Aspergillaceae
Product: glutaminyl-peptide cyclotransferase family protein
Exons: 1
Coding region: 1-1197 (398 amino acids)
Molecular function (GO): glutaminyl-peptide cyclotransferase activity; zinc ion binding
Source: RefSeq, a predicted model, not a curated record